This is a messenger RNA of Theileria parva strain Muguga, 1354 nucleotides long. Its product is annotated as Di-sulfide bridge nucleocytoplasmic transport domain protein. The transcript has 2 exons. Bases 71 to 1336 code for a protein of 421 amino acids. The record is from RefSeq and is a predicted model, not a curated record. Lineage: Eukaryota; Apicomplexa; Aconoidasida; Piroplasmida; Theileriidae. Gene Ontology annotation, cellular component: nuclear envelope; nuclear membrane. Gene Ontology annotation, biological process: lipid homeostasis; nuclear envelope organization.
UUAUAAUAAUAAUGAUCGUAUUUUAGUUUGGAGGAUAAGAAAUAAAUUUUGCUAAAUUUAUUCACGAGUAAUGUUGGAAGAGCUUAAUUUAAACGAUGAGCUCAAAUCACUCAAAAUCUCAAAUUCCAAUUCCUUUUUACCACCUACCUCCCACUCCAACAUCAAAAAUACAUCUGAUAAUAUAACCACAGAUAAUACAAAUAACACGAAUGGCACACCUGAUUAUAUGAACACAGAUAUUAAGAUUGACGACAUUAACGCAGUAGGUGGUGAUGUGGAUGAUGAUGUUUUGUUAACAGGUUAUAAUAUUUUUGUUAAGUUAGAGAAACCAAGUCCAGAUACUGUUUCUUACACUGACCUCACCAAUGCUACUGACCCUGCCAACACUCAUAACACAGUUAGUAUGGAGAACACUUUUGAAGGUGAUGAAACGUUUAAUGUAGUUGAGGAGGACAACACAGUUGAGAAUAAGGAUGAGAAAAAAAGUGGUUGGUUGAUGAGUAGUGCGAAAACAACACCAAAAGCACAUUAUGUUAAAAACUUGAAGGAUUUGAAAAGGGGUAAAAAAAAUGAAAUACAAUUAUUUCGUCCAAAAAUUCCAGAUUUGUCAUCGCAAUCCUCCACAAUAUCUGCACAUACCAAUAAUACACGCUUCUCCAACAACUCCCAUAAAUUCCAUAAACUCAGUUGUCAGAAUUGUAAUAAAAACAACCCCUAUAACUUUAGACUGGAUAAUUAUAAUUCCAUAAAUCCGUAUGUUAGUAAAUAUCUACGGUGUAAUCCUGUUUUAAGUGAUGGCUACACUAAUGAUUUCGUCUGGGAUAACAAUGAAAGUACCAAGAAGAGCAAGUUUAUUACUGAGAGUAUAAACAGUUGGCUGAAAACGAUACUGAACAUAAUCGUAACUUUCAUCUUAAUUUAUAUUUUAAUUGUCAUUUUUAUCAUUUUAAGGAAAGAUAUUAUUAAUCAUAUUAAUAAUAAUAAGGCCGUUGUACACAAUAAAUCACAGAUAUGUUUUAAUGAGUAUAACAAGAACAAAUGUAAUGUGAUAAAGAUCCCAGCAAUGGAAAGCAAGUGCAAGGAGUGGGAGCUGUGCAUGAAGAAGGACUCGUUGGUGUAUGAGGACGUCUCCUCAAUCUCAGUGGAGAUCAUAGGCUCACUGAUAAAUAAACUGAUUAACCAACUGGACCUGAAAGCCAUACUGUUUUUGAUAAUAAUAAUCCUGCUAAUCAUAAUCAUCAAGAUCAAAAACAGACCUAAGCCGGACAAUCGCAACCAUAAAAUGCUCAACAAAUAUUACGUCCCGAAUUAUAAAAAUUUCUACCCGUACACCUGAAUGUCUUAUCUCAAUUUA